Ailuropoda melanoleuca (giant panda) is the source of this 5292-nucleotide messenger RNA. RefSeq names its product ATPase phospholipid transporting 8B2 (gene ATP8B2). The transcript is spliced from 28 exons. Bases 56 to 3916 code for a protein of 1286 amino acids. Gene Ontology annotation, cellular component: trans-Golgi network; plasma membrane. The record is from RefSeq and is a predicted model, not a curated record. Gene Ontology annotation, molecular function: ATP hydrolysis activity; magnesium ion binding; ATPase-coupled intramembrane lipid carrier activity. Lineage: Eukaryota; Metazoa; Chordata; Mammalia; Carnivora; Ursidae. Gene Ontology annotation, biological process: phospholipid translocation; Golgi organization.
UGGGCGCCGCGCGCUGAGGGUCUCCCAUGGGAUUGCUGGCACCUUGCUGGGUGAGAUGGCACUGUGUGCAAAAAAGCGCCCCCCAGAAGAAGAAAGGAGGGCGCGAGCCAAUGACCGAGAAUACAAUGAGAAAUUCCAGUAUGCGAGUAACUGCAUCAAGACCUCCAAGUACAACAUUCUUACCUUCCUGCCCGUCAACCUCUUUGAGCAGUUCCAGGAGGUUGCCAAUACCUACUUCCUGUUCCUUCUUAUUCUGCAGUUGAUCCCACAGGUGUCCUCCCUGUCCUGGUUCACCACCAUCGUGCCUUUGGUUCUCGUCCUCGCCAUCACAGCUGUUAAAGACGCCACUGAUGACUAUUUCCGCCACAAGAGUGAUAACCAGGUCAAUAACCGGCAGUCCCAAGUGCUGAUCAAUGGCAGCCUCCAGCAAGAGCCGUGGAUGAAUGUCUGUGUUGGCGAUAUUAUCAAGCUAGAAAAUAAUCAGUUUGUGGCGGCGGAUCUCCUCCUCCUUUCCAGCAGUGAGCCCCAUGGCCUGUGCUACAUAGAGACGGCAGAACUCGAUGGAGAGACCAACAUGAAAGUACGCCAGGCAAUCCCAGUCACCUCAGAGUUGGGAGACAUCAGUAGGCUCGCCAAGUUUGAUGUCGCCUCAGUUCACCUCCCGGCGGCGUGCGGAAGCCCCUGCCGGCCGUGUCUCGGCGUGAAGUCAGGCUGCAGACGGCGCCUGGAGUGGCGGCUUCCUGUCUCCCGCCCAGGUGAGGUGGUCUGCGAGCCUCCCAACAACAAGCUGGACAGGUUCAGCGGGACGCUCUACUGGAAGGAGAGCAAGUUCCCCCUGAGCAACCAGAACAUGCUGCUACGAGGCUGUGUGCUGCGGAACACCGAGUGGUGCUUCGGGCUGGUGGUGUUUGCGGGUCCUGACACGAAGCUGAUGCAGAACAGCGGCCGGACAAAGUUCAAGAGGACAAGUAUUGAUCGCCUGAUGAAUACGCUGGUGCUCUGGAUUUUUGGAUUCCUGGUCUGCAUGGGGGUGAUCCUGGCCAUUGGCAAUGCCAUCUGGGAGCAUGAGGUCGGGACGCGCUUCCAGGCCUACCUGCCCUGGGACGAGGCGGUGGACAGUGCCUUCUUCUCUGGCUUCCUCUCCUUCUGGUCCUACAUCAUCAUCCUCAACACCGUCGUGCCCAUAUCGCUCUACGUCAGCGUGGAGGUCAUCCGCCUGGGCCACAGCUAUUUCAUCAACUGGGACAAGAAGAUGUUCUGCGUGAAGAAGCGGACGCCCGCGGAGGCCCGCACCACCACCCUGAACGAGGAGCUGGGCCAGGUGGAGUACGUCUUCUCCGACAAGACGGGCACCCUCACCCAAAACAUCAUGGUCUUCAGCAAGUGUUCCAUCAGCGGCCGCAGCUACGGGGAUGUGUUCGAUGUCCUGGGACACAAAGCUGAACUGGGAGAGAGGCCAGAGCCUGUCGACUUCUCCUUCAACCCUCUGGCCGACAAGAAGUUCUUAUUUUGGGACCCCACCCUCUUGGAGGCCGUCAAGAUGGGGGACCCCCACACGCACGAGUUCUUCCGUCUCCUUUCUCUGUGUCAUACCGUCAUGUCCGAAGAAAAGAACGAAGGGGAGCUGUACUACAAAGCCCAGUCCCCGGAUGAGGGGGCCCUGGUCACUGCAGCCAGGAACUUCGGUUUUGUGUUCCGCUCUCGCACCCCCAAGACCAUCACUGUCCACGAGAUGGGCAUAGCUGUCACCUACCAGCUGCUGGCCAUCCUGGAUUUUAAUAAUAUCCGCAAGCGGAUGUCAGUCAUCGUACGGAAUCCGGAAGGGAGGAUUCGUCUCUACUGCAAAGGGGCUGACACGAUCCUGCUGGACAGACUACACCCCUCCACCCAGGAGCUGCUCAGCACCACCACUGACCACCUGAAUGAGUACGCAGGGGAAGGGCUGAGGACCCUGGUUCUGGCCUACAAGGAUCUGGACGAAGAGUACUAUGGGGAGUGGGCCCAGAGACGGCUCCAAGCCAGCCUGGCCCAGGACAGCCGGGAGGACAGGCUGGCCAGCGUGUACGAGGAGGUGGAGAACGACAUGGUGCUGCUGGGUGCGACAGCCAUUGAGGACAAGCUGCAACAGGGGGUUCCAGAGACCAUUGCCCUCCUGACGUUGGCCAACAUCAAGAUUUGGGUGCUGACCGGAGAUAAGCAGGAGACGGCCGUGAACAUCGGCUAUUCUUGCAAGAUGCUGACGGACGACAUGACAGAGGUGUUCGUCGUCACCGGCCACACGGUCCUGGAAGUGCGGGAGGAGCUCAGGAAAGCCCGGGAGAAGAUGAUGGACUCGCCCCACGCUGUGGGAAACGGCCUCCCCUGCCCGGAGAAGUGUUCUUCUGCCAAGCUCACUUCUGUCCUGGAGGCCGUUGCGGGGGAGUACGCCCUGGUCAUCAACGGGCACAGCCUGGCCCAUGCGCUGGAGGCGGACAUGGAGCUGGAGUUUCUGGAGACGGCCUGUGCCUGCAAAGCUGUCAUCUGCUGCCGUGUGACCCCGUUGCAGAAGGCGCAGGUGGUGGAGCUGGUUAAGAAGCACAAAAAAGCCGUGACGCUCGCCAUUGGGGACGGAGCCAACGAUGUCAGCAUGAUCAAGAUUCCUGCAGCGCCUCCUGCUGGUGCACGGGCGCUGGUCCUACCUGCGCAUGUGCAAGUUCCUGUGCUAUUUCUUCUACAAGAACUUCGCGUUCACCAUGGUCCACUUCUGGUUUGGCUUCUUCUGCGGCUUCUCCGCCCAGACCGUCUACGAUCAGUAUUUUAUCACGCUUUACAACAUCGUGUAUACCUCCCUCCCAGUCCUAGCCAUGGGGGUCUUCGACCAGGACGUGCCGGAGCAGCGGAGCAUGGAGUACCCCAAGCUGUACGAGCCCGGCCAGCUGAACCUUCUCUUCAACAAGCGGGAAUUCUUCAUCUGCAUCGCGCAGGGCAUUUACACGUCCGUGCUCAUGUUCUUCAUCCCCUACGGGGUCUUUGCCGAGGCGACGCGGGACGACGGCACCCAGUUGGCCGACUACCAGUCGUUCGCGGUCACUGUGGCGACGUCACUGGUCAUUGUGGUCAGCGUGCAGAUCGGGCUGGACACCGGCUACUGGACAGCCAUCAACCACUUCUUCAUCUGGGGCAGCCUGGCUGUCUACUUUGCCAUCCUCUUCGCCAUGCACAGCAACGGGCUUUUCGACAUGUUUCCAAACCAGUUCCGGUUUGUGGGCAACGCCCAGAACACCCUGGCCCAGCCCACCGUGUGGCUGACCAUCACCCUCACCACCGUCGUCUGCAUCAUGCCUGUGGUGGCCUUCCGCUUCCUCAAGCUGAGCCUGAAGCCCGACCUCUCCGACACGGUCCGCUACAGCCAGCUGGUGAGGAAGAAGCAGAAGGCCCAGCACCGCUGCCUGCGGCGCGUGGGGCGCACCGGUUCCCGCCGCUCGGGCUACGCCUUCUCGCACCAGGAGGGCUUCGGGGAGCUCAUCAUGUCCGGCAAGAACAUGCGGCUCAGCUCGCUGGCGCUGGCCGGCUUCGCCACGCGCUCCAGCUCCAGCUGGAUCGAGAGCCUGCGCAGGAAGAAGAGCGACAGCGCCAGCAGCCCCGGCGGAGGGGCCGAGAAGCCCCUCAGGGGCUGAGGGCUGCCGCCGGGGCGCCCGUGCCGGCGACCAGCACGCGGGGCGUCCGGCCACCGAGGGGACGGCUUCUCGGAGCUGUGGAACCCCGCGCCUCCCCGCGGACUCCGUCCCGCUGGCGUCUGUUCCGCUGGCCUCCGCAGUCCCGCUGGCCUCCCCGGUCCCGCUGGCCUCCGCGGCUGGGCCGGGCCCCAAGGGCGGAGCAGGGACGGGGGCACGGGGAGCCAGCCCCGGAGAGGGGCAGAUGUGGAACCAAAAACUGAACAAUAAGUCGAGAUUGGGUCUGCCCCUGCCCUGCUCGGAGCCCCCAGGGAGACUAUAAUCUCUGUAUUUUUUUACUCCCACUCCCCAGAGGGGCCGAGAGCCUCUGUUCCUGAAUUACACAAGAAUGUAUCAUGCCGGGAGCCAGAGAUCUGCUGGGGCCCACGGGCCCCUCACGUUGUGUAUGUCUCUCCUAGAUUUGUGUUUGUGUCCAGUUUGGUUUUGUGUUUUUUAUUUGGCAGGAGGAGGGGGCCUCUGACUUCUGUGUUGUGGGAAGAGGAGGCCGGCCCCCAGGAGUGCCCCCGCUGGCUGGGUGGGGUGGUUCCUCGGAACCCCGCUCGCUCAGGCUAGGCCUCCAGCUGCCGGGCCCUUGAGGGCUGCAAGGCUGGCCAGGGAGGGAGCACCUGUCAGCCCAAGGGGUCUGCAGAGCACGGAGGAGGAUUUGGUCCUGUCUGCUUCCUCACCUUGAGAGUGAAGUGCUACUUCCUCCCCUAACACAAAUCAGUUUCUGGGUCCGUAAGCCCUGCUGGUGUUGGGCUGGAGCCUGGGAGCGCAGUCCCGUCAUUCUCUGACCUAAAACUGGGUGUAAAAUGUAGUCCAAAAAAAGAGAUUCCUUUCUUUUUAAUUUGGAUCUGAGUUCAUUAGCAGAGUCCUGUCUGUCUUCCCUCCUCCUCCAUCAUCUAGCAUUUUCCUGUACCUACACCCAGGACCAGAGGCGGGGCUGGGAAGCUGGCCUCUGCUUCUCUCUUCUAGUACAGGAGGGGUCCCAGCCCUCCAGGCCCAGCAUCCAGCAAGAGGUGUGGAGAAGUAGGAGGGCGGGACUGGCCGCGAAGGGCCUGGGCGUGCCUGUCCUUCCUUCCCACCAUCCACACCCCAAAUCAGACUUCUCCCGGAUUAGUUGCUACCAGUUCAGUCUUGGUAGCAGAGGGGCUGCUAAGAGAUGGUGUGUGAGCUGGGAGGGGCACGCAGGUCUGACACACCCAGGGAGGUGGGCUGGGCAGCAGGCAAGGGGUGGGGAAGCUUGGCAGGGAAAUCCCUUUUGGCCACACAGUUUACAAACCCAACAUCAUGUCUGUUUGUGUGUCUCUCAAGCUGAGAGUCUGAUUUUUAUACCAAAGAGGAAAUGAUUUUUUUUCAUAUUUGAUUUGUCUAUAUUAUAUAAAUAUAUAUAUAAAUAUAUAUAUAUACAGUUAUAUAUAUUAUUUUUUUGGUUCUCUCUCGUUUUUUUAAGGAGGGAGGCAGUACCAAGUUGCGUUGAGCUGUAAUUAAGGAACAUUCUGUAUAAUUUAUGACACAUUUCUAUACUUGCAAGAAUUAUAUCAUUUUAUGAACAUAGAAAAAAAUGCCUUUUUAUAAAAUUCCAAUUUCUGAGAAGUGU